GAUCAAACGUCAACAUCCCACCGCAAAAUCGCUAGUGUUUGGAGGUGAUUUUAACCUCCAAAAUGCGAAAUCAUCACCUCCAACUUAGUUCUAAUACCCACCGCUAUAUGAAUUAUGGAGGAGCGUCGAUCGUCGCAAGUUUCUCGUUAAACAGUCAAUAUCACAGCACAGCAACAAAAUGUAAAUUUUAACUUUAACUCCGUUUUGUACAAAAUUAAUUAUACCGAUUAUACGCAUUUAACGAUAUAAUGUUUUGCCUUAUCAAAUAAUUUUCAAAAGUACCUAAAAUUGCCUUUGUUGACAGUAUAUAACGUCAAUAGAAGAAGUAUUUGUUUGAAACAAGUUUUCCUAAUGAACCUGAAUCUAAAACAAGGAAACCCAUAUGAAAACAUGGAGUGUUGCUCGUAUAAGGUCGCAACAUUUUAUAGAUAACGCUAUAUACAUCACAUAAUAAAAACGGUGCAUCAAGGUAUGACCAACGCGGGUGAUUCAAAUGUGAUUCAGCAGCAUACGUUUUCUAAUGACCAACUUUCGAUCGAAGCUGCGCAUCAUCAAACGGAGCCAACAUUCAUCAAACUUCUUCAUCAAACGGAGCCGACACCGAACGUGAUUUCGGUGAUCCCAACGUCGAGUGCCAUAUCAAAUUCUGAGCCAGGAUGUUCCAAAGAGCUUUCAUCCGUUCUGCAUGUUGCAUCUAAUAGUGAUGGUAUCACGUUUGCAGAGAUAGGCGAUGACGAUUUAUCUCAGCAAAAUAACGCUGAAAACGCACCUUUGGUCAAUGAUGACACAAUGAAAAGCCAGAUUGUGGAAUUGCUCAUUGAGGAAACGGAGAUUACGUGCCCCAAUAUUGUCAACAAGAGAAACCAGGAAGAGGUGAAAGUAUUCAAAAGUUCCAAAAAGUUUGCUUCAAGUGAACUGAAAUUUCGGUAUUUCCAAAUCAACUGGUGCAAGAUCAGUGAUAACACUAUAAGCCGCCUGAAUGAAAUGCAAAAGUAUCGUAAUGAAAAUACGGAUAAAUGCGCACCGCGACAGCUGCAACUUUCAAAAACCGAUUGGAGCAACAUCACUAAUUCAGUAGUUGACCAAAUGCGUUCGGUUGAUACUGAAAUUAAAGCGAGCGUUAUGGAGAAAGUGGCAAAGGACAUUCUGGACAAGUAUCCGUGCCUCAAUGUGUUGGACGACGAUGGAUUUGGAUCAGGAAAGGAUUAUGUCGCGGUUAAGCAUAAAAUGUUAAAUCGCAAUUCGUACCUUAAUCGCUUCAAGGAAGACCAAGAUCAACCAACACCAUCAAAAAUGAAAGACCGUCAAAAUCGUAAUGUACGUGCUGGUACGAAUAAAGAGUAUUGGAAACAAACAAACAAUGAAUGCACCAAGGAUAUGUUAUCAUCAUUGUCCCGCAAUGAAACCGAAUUGCUGACGCAGGAGUUUCUACAAGCAUCACAAUCGUAUGUGCGAUAUCGCUUCGAUGAAAACAAACCAUUGAAAGAAGUAGUAGCCGAUUUCCCAGUAUUGCGAAGAAAAUGUCUGCUGGAUUAUCAUUUUGAAUGUGCUACUGGUGUUGCAGCUGGAUCAAUGGAGAAGUAUUUCGCCGCAAAACGUCAAAAGCUCAUCGAAUUUUCAAAAUCGGGACGUAAGACUACCCCAUUGACUGUAACGGCUAGCGACGUCGAUAUCAUCCAGUUCCUGUGCAGUUUGUUGGGAGAAAAAUGUGAAGAUGUCAUUGUAUCGAAAGAGAUCGGGACAAGAAUUGAUGAUAUUACAACUGAAUGUUCAGGACCUGUUCUUGUUGCUGUAGAUUGCGGAAACGAAAAGACCGUUUACUAUGUGUUCGCGGAACAAGUAAGACUCAGCGAGGGGACAGAGAAUGUUAUUGCCGCUAUAUCUGACCUUGUAUGCGUUCACUAUGUUCACAACUUCAUGUACAUGCAGCAGAUUUCCAAAUUUCUGGAAUUUGUACAGGAGUACUUUUUUAAGAUUUUGCCAACAUAUGGAUCGAAGUCUAAUGCGACGCGUAAAGGGCAGCAACAGCGAAUCGUUAAAAAGGUCAUCAAAAUGAUUUCGGAGUAUUGUGCACAGUAAGUCACGUCUGGCUGGUGCAGGUAAAAAUGAGAAUUAAAGAAUGAAUAAACUAAGCGUAAAAUUAUUCCUACGAAUCAAAACCUAUAUAACAAAGAGAAACAAUAAAUAAGUAUUGAAAAUCGA
Messenger RNA from Aedes aegypti (yellow fever mosquito), 2202 nucleotides. RefSeq lists its product as uncharacterized. Bases 472 to 2079 code for a protein of 535 amino acids. The transcript is spliced from 4 exons. The record is from RefSeq and is a predicted model, not a curated record. Lineage: Eukaryota; Metazoa; Arthropoda; Insecta; Diptera; Culicidae.